AAUUAUAAUUUUAAAGAUAGUACAAAUUAACAAUGACACUAUGAAUACAUUGUAACUUUGGAAUAUAUAUAUGGAAUCUUCGAGUAAUGGUGCAACCAGUCGGCACUAUGACAGUGAAAACAAUGAUGGUGGUGCGAUUCCGUUGCCACCUGGAAUGGAUGCUAGUUGGUUUGCAAGAGAAGGUAUAAAUGUGCUAUUAAAUGGUGGUGUUGGCCAUGCUGAGCAGUUGUUUAAGAAGUUCAGGCAAUGCAGCCCACAACUAUCAGCUGGUGCCAGUCUUGUUGAUUUUAUUACUGCUGCAAUGACAUUUGAAGACGAAAAAAUGGAGCAUGCAUUAAACAGUUUAAAGGGAACAAUAAAAAUGUGCCAAGUUGAUACACUAUUCGAAGGAAUCAUACACAAGCGACCGUCAGAGAAGUGGUCAACUGUAGAACGCAUCGAAAGAAUGAUCAUAUGGGCAGAUUGUGAAUUGUUCUUGGCUUUUCUUAUGUUUUUGAAACAGAGUGUUAUUGAUUUUGUAAAAGCGGGUUAUCACAUGAGACGUGCUUGGAAAAUGUAUGAUAAAUGUCAAAAAGAAAUUCUUGGGUUCGAGACGGGAAGUGUUAAUUCAAAGGAUAAUACUCAAAAAAAAAGAAAGAAAUCAAAUCGAACGCCCACACCCCCAAGUAAUCUUUCAUCAGAAGAUACCAACACUUUAAAUGCUUCUCUCAGUUUUGGAUACGGUUUAAUUCAAGUGGCUGUAUCUAUUGUACCAACAACUCUUUUAAAAGUCUGUGAAAUAUUUGGUUUUACUGCUGAUCGAGAUAUUGGAUUAAAUGCAUUACAUGUGUCUAGUAGCAGUAAAGAUAUGAAAGCUCCAAUAGCCAGGUUAACUUUACUAUGGUACCACACUGUUGUGCGACCCUUUUGUGCAUUAGAUGGUAACAAUAUCGAAAAAGGUCUUCACGAAGCCUCCCUUAUAUUGUUGGAUUCUGAAAAAGAAUUUCCUACUUCAGCUAUAUUUUUAUAUUUUAAAGCUUUAAUAUGUCGUCUUAGGGGUAAUCUUGAUGAAGCACUUGAGAUUCUUACAAAAACAAUGGAGACAUCUAAGGAACAGAGAGAAAUAGCAUUACUCUGUUCUUACGACCGAGGUUGGUGUCACCUGAUGAAGUUGGAAUGGGAACAUGCUUAUCCAUGUUUUUCACAGUUAAAAAGUCAAUCCCGUUGGUCUGAAGCAUAUUACACUUAUUUACUAGCAGUGACACUUGGUGCUUUGGGAAGAUCAGAUGAAGCAUAUAUAUUUUUAAAAUCUGUUCCAAAAUUAGUAGUUCGCAAAACACAAUUAGAAAUAUUUCUAGCUCGAAAGUCUCAUUUAUUCAAAAAGUCUGCACCUUCUGAAGUAGAAUAUAUAAUUUUGGGGUUAGAAUUACUUUAUCUUUGGAAUGCGUUACCACAAUGUUCUGAAGAAGGACUUCGCAAGAUGUUACUUGAGUUGAACAAGUGUGAAUCACCGGGUAUGCAACCGUUGAAAUCCUUAAUUAUGGGUUCCAUUUUUUCUAUACUUGGCGACAUGCAAAAUUCGUUAAUGCAUCUACAUACGGCUUCAUGUAAAACUGACACCAAAGCUACCGAUCCUCAUGUGAUUCCGUACGCGCUUUAUGAAUUAGCGGUUAUACAAAUUCAAAAAGAGGAGAAUUUUGAAAAAGGAAGAGAAAUUCUGCACAAGGUGAAGGAUACCUAUUCCGGUUACGAUUUCGAGAAUCGGUUGAACUUUCGAUUGCAUGCAGCAUUAAAUAAUUUGGAUGAUCGAGAUGAUUUAUCACGUGCUCAGAGUAAACUUGCUGCUCCAGCUUUGGACGGUUUAUAGAAAGUAGAUAAUUUAUUACAGUUUUCAGGGUUUUUUUUCAACGGAAAAAAGUUGUUCGAUACAUCUCGAUAUGGCUACAUCAAGUCAUAUUUUAAAACAACUCCAGUCUCCAGUUUUUUGUGACAAACAAAAUUAGCAAACAUCAUUCAAUUCUCUCUGCAAAGCAAGAAUUUCUAUACACAACGGCAGUUUUCCUCUAUUUCUUCAGAGUUUGGUACAUGGUCAAUGAUUUUUAUGUUUUGACUAGUGUAAAUAUUAUGCCACUUUGAUGACUUUUUAAAUGAUCCUUAUAGAGUUUCAUUGUCGUUUAGACACGAAACUCGACUAGCAAACAAACAGUCUAAGCUUCCAAACUUGUAUUAUAUAAAAUAAUAUUAAAAAAAAAUAAUAUUAUGAAAUAAUAUUAUAGAAAAAUCUCUAUUAAAAAAUCCUUUCUAAAAACAAAUUUUAUUUCAAAUUGCAACAUGAAUCUGCAAAUACAAUAUAUAAAAUGUGGGAUCACGUAAACUAAAAACAAAGAGAAAUCAAAGUUCGGAGGAAUAAAGUUGUUAUAUAUUUCAAGUUUGGUGAAAACAUAUUUUGCGUUUUUCAACAAACAUGACCAAACUCGCUUACAAAAAGAUUGCUUCCAUUUAUGCUUUAAUCUCCAAACAUGGUUUGUAAGAAUUUUUUUUAAAUUAAAAUUGAAAGAUGGAUUGAAAAGUUGUUUUUUUAAUUUAUCAAGUUAAGGAGAUAGAAGCAUUAAUACAUUGUUUUUAUUGGGGUCGAUCAUAAAAAAGAGGGGAAACAGCUUUGAGCACAUGGGGUUGAUAAAGUAUGUACAAAUAUUUAAAUAUUUUUGAAUAAAGAGAAUUGGAAAAUUUAAUUUAUGUUAGUAUGGAAAUAUAUAUACAUAUCAAGUAAA
Molecule: messenger RNA, 2750 nt
Organism: Hydractinia symbiolongicarpus
Lineage: Eukaryota; Metazoa; Cnidaria; Hydrozoa; Anthoathecata; Hydractiniidae
Product: tetratricopeptide repeat protein 39C-like
Exons: 16
Coding region: 71-1846 (591 amino acids)
Biological process (GO): cilium assembly
Molecular function (GO): protein binding
Source: RefSeq, a predicted model, not a curated record